This is a messenger RNA of Schistosoma haematobium, 4990 nucleotides long. RefSeq lists its product as uncharacterized. The record is from RefSeq and is a predicted model, not a curated record. Gene Ontology annotation, molecular function: RNA methyltransferase activity; O-methyltransferase activity; snRNA binding. Bases 537 to 1763 code for a protein of 408 amino acids. Gene Ontology annotation, biological process: snRNA modification. Lineage: Eukaryota; Metazoa; Platyhelminthes; Trematoda; Strigeidida; Schistosomatidae. The transcript has 2 exons.
GUAAUUUGGAGUGUAGUCAUUUUUGAAUGUCGGCCAUCUUCGUCGGAAUAAUUUCUAUUUUGCGCAUUAAUGCGUCAUUUGCGCGGUUCUGCAAGUUAUUCUCGUGAGCAUAGAGGUAAUUAUUAUAUGUUACAUGUUAUAUUAGUUACUCUUGUGUAAUUCAACUCAUGGUAUUCUAAUUUACCCAUCUAUUUCCACGACUUUCAGUGUCUACUCGCUCAUACUGCUUCCCUCAGCCCAGGGGUCUUGCUUCAAGACACUUCGGAAAUUGGUAUCCACAUAUUGCAGCCACUCGACCACCGGGAGUGAGGCAUGAUGUUCGACUACUCACUUCAUUCGCCAACGCUCCUGGCUUAAUUGGAAGUCAGAUACCACUACUGACGCACCUGGCUAUUCGGCCACAACACAUAAAUCGUAUUAGAGCAAAAAGAGACCACUCUUUCACUCGCUCACGUUUUCUAAACCGCAGAAAAAGAAGUGUUCGAGCAUCGAAAAACACUUUAAACCCCACUGAUCCCUUAAAUUUGCAAGACUUAAUGAAAGAGACGGAACGUCGUCGAGUGGAAGGUUUGUCACCGCUUCGUGGCGACUCGCGUAUGAAUACACCAGCUGCUAGUGUUGCCGGUGAUGUUGAUUGUGGUAGUCCUCAGAAUCAUGGUAUUCAGACUUCAAGCGCGUCAAAAGACUCAGGAUCGCCUCGUCUCAACAGUCGAAAGUUGGAUUGUCAUUCGAAACGACAGUCUCAUCGCCUUAUACGUAGACGUCCAAUGCGGGCCUCUAAGUGUUACACCGUUGGUCGCUGUACCAGGGGUUUUAUUCCCACAACAGGAAAUUAUUGCGAUUACUACAGACGUCGCGAUCCAAAUGAUAGACUUCCUUAUUUAAUGCCUGAGUGGUUCGUAGGCAAAGAUGUAGCAGACUACGGAUGUCAUAACGGGACACUUACGUUUGGUGUGCUUGAAAAGUUCCCAGAAGUCAAGAAAAUAGAUGCAUUUGACUGUGAUGCCGAAUUAAUUGCAAACGCCCAAAGUAUGCAAAGAGAGAGAUUGCGAUGGGAUACAGAAUCUAAUAUCAGGUAUGAGAAGAUUAACUUCCAAGUUGCUAAUUGGAUUGAUGAGUCAACUACGAAUGAUGAACCUGAGUAUGAUACAAUCAUGGCCUUCAGUGUUACUAAAUGGAUUCAUCUUAAUCAUGGUGAUCCUGGUCUUAUGAGGUUCUUUAGACGUGCCUUCAACCGCCUUAAACCAGGUGGACACCUAAUUCUGGAGCCACAACCCAAAUCGUCAUAUAAGAGGACACGACUGACGGCUAAACACAGAUCCAUUUAUGAAACUUUGAAAAUCAAUCCAUCGAAUCUUGAACCUUUACUAGUAGAUCUUGGGUUUUCUUAUUUCGAUACUAUCAAAGAUCCUAGACCUAAUGAACCAUUCCGGCGCAAAAUAAUCUUAUGUUCGAAGUCCUAUGGAGCAACUCCGGCAUCCAUUCGCAAUGAUUUUCGUUCAGAAGUACAUAAUUGGCAAAGUUUUAACUCACCCCACAGUCCACAUGGUCGGGAACCUCCACCAGUGUGUUAUCUCCCACAGACACCAGUUUAUAAUGUAGGCACUCCAUUCACUACAGGGAGUUCUCCGACAAGCAGACAUGUGUGUGCCUCUAGCACUGUUUUAAGCCCGACAGUCUUAUCCAGUGUCUCUCCACUUAUCCCCGUUGUGGAUUCUGUGCCAACUCCUACCUGUGAACCAGAUUCAACAUCUAAUUGUUGACUAAAUAUUUUUGUACAUAGUUCAUAUUUCUUGACUUAUAUUUCAAGUUAAAAUCCUUGUACAGUUUCAUGUAAUAUAGUAAAAUGUUUAUUAUUUACAUCCCUAUCAAUAAGAUUUCAUAAAGUUAAUGACUAAUGUUUUAUUUGUUCUCAAGAGUAUAUGGAAGUGUAUUGGAUUUUAUUUAAGUAUGUAUGCGAUCCAGUCGCUGUAUUGUGUUGUUUCACCAAUAGGUGCAGCUUAGUAGACGUGUACGCACUGGUAUGUUCGAUCGUAAAUCAAGUUAUACUACUAAUAUUUCAUGUUCCAGAUACUAAAUGCCAUGGUUAUUACGUUGGUCUCAUUAAUACUUUUGUGGUUAUAUUAGUUUGCAAGUGCUUCUAGACACUAAUUGACGUUAGUCCGAAUGCCGUUGAAAACCAGGAAAUACUGGAGAGCUACUUCAUUUCUGUAUGGUUUUUCAUUAACAAUCUUAUCGGGGGUUGAAUACAAAUAUUAAUUUUCGUGAUGAGCUCAGAACUCUUAAAACAUUGGGUUAAGAUACUUUAGUUUAUACUUAUAACGUCAAACGAUUUUGAUCAGUGUAACAAUCGUUCAACGCCACUAGCAGGUGAUUACUUCACAACUUCUCACUAAAACUUCGGAAAUCCAUCUGAGAACCAGUCACUAGGGAGCACAGACUUGUAGUCGGUUCCAGAAGUUUAUGGAAAUUUCUCCCAACCAAGGUGCUAAUAAGAUCGGAAUAUAACACUUGUGACUGACAACUUGAUAUCUUAUCCUUUAAAGCUGCAGCUAUUUAUAGUCCGGUUUGAUGAGUCCUCCACGAUAGUUACCGUUAAAUGCUCCGUAUUUUGAACAAACGGGGUCCUACAAUGUUAAUAUGCUAGACAAUUAACGAGCUUUUUCAUUGGAAUCGAUCACUAAUCGUCUCAGUAUAAGAGGGGAUAGACAUCCUCGUUUGAUAACCAUAUAUAAGUUAGUUUAGUCCAUAUCUAACCUAGGAUCUUAGUCCCCGUAAUCAUCCAACGCUAAGCUGCAGCUCGGCGACAAAAUGUCCGGGAGAAUCAAGUCAUUUUAAGAUUUACCCGUGGUUGUAUUGAUCAAAACUUUACCGUUUGGCAGAUUUCGGAAGCAACAUAAGUAAACCCUAUUUUAAUCAUAUUUAUUGACGUAAAGACAACCUUGAGAAGAUGUACGCUUAUAGCAAUAAUCGUGAACUGUAAUCAUAAUUAGUGACCUCAAAUAGUAUUCAUUAGGCCUGCCCGCUACCCAUUUUUAUUUAGUUUCUACCAUUGAUUUCCUAGGAAUUACUGACUUUAGAGUGAUAAUUCACCUUCCUGUAAACUUAUUUAGUAUUAUAGAUGACGUAAACAUGUCUAGUGGGAACAUUAACAGAAGAUAGUCUUCUAAAUGUCUUAGGUAACAAUGCAAGUAUGUUUGGUAUACUUCUCUCACCUUCCAGGUUUAGGACUUUGCUAUAGGAUUGAUCUGUAUAGGCACCUGGUUUAUAUAUGAAGAGUUAUGUAUUUGAACGGACAUUCUUUUUGAUAAAUUCUCUUCAGAUUCUACAGUUAUAUAUAUAAAUUGAUAAUCCGAAAAGUGGCCAGGUUAAUAUAUCGACAAACAGAUGGUGUUGCAAUGGGUUCACUAUUGGGCCCUAUACUAGCCGACAUUUUCCUAGCCAGACUAGAAAAUGGUCCACUCAAAAACAUUCAAAAAUUCACAUUUUACUGUCGAUAUAUGAUUGGUACGUUCAUCCUCUGUAAAGAUAAUACAUCACAGCAAGACCUUCUUAGGUAGUCUAAUGAAGUACAUCCAGUCAUUGAGUUUACAUCUGGAGAGAGUGAUGGUAGAAUAGCCUUUUUGGACGUCCUCUUAACUGAGAGAGCUGAUUUAUCAUUAAAAAUCUACUUGGACACAUAAAUAUUGGUACAAAGGGGCACCGGACAUAUGUGCGUCACACCAAUCACUUGAUUUGUGUGUGGGCUGUGGCACCGCUUCGGUGCCCAAAUCGAAGCAGGUGGUUUUCUUAUGUGGCCUCUCCCGGAGCCUUCGACCUAAAGGUUUAAUCCACAAGGCAGUGGAGCGACGUAACGAGAUGCAGUCCCAUGGUAGCCGGUGACGAAUAAUUGGUUCUCACGAUCCUGGAGCUCAUGAACGCCAUUGGUUUGAAAUCAGGGUUUUCAACUUCCUUAGAUGGAUCCCCCAUAUCCAUCAACCUGGUUAAAGCACUGGAUAUUCACUUUUUGUCCUCUUAAUUUCGUAAACAACAGUAAUACGGCGAGAAGGCAGUGAGUAGGACUUUCCUCGCAGUGGCUGUAUACAGGUGUCUAUGUGAGUUUCUCGAGAAGAAGAGCUAAUUCUCUGCCGUUCCAUGGCAUGAGGGGGAAUUUAAACAAAGGAAAAGCCUGGACAUCAAUACACACAUUUCCUUAGCUUUGUACCUCUACAGUACGAAAUAAACAUGAUCAAAACUGUUAGUUACCGAAUACGCACUAUAUGUUCUACGGAUAUAGUUAAAGAAGAGCUAAGCACUUUGCGUAAUACUCUUUGUGAAAACAGAUACUCUAGAAAGUUUAUAAUUAAAUAUAUGAUCACGAAGAUGAGGAUAGGCCAAAUACAAACGGUGAAUAAGGGAUUCCUGUUCAUGCACUUACAAUUCAGUUGAGAUGCGGCUAGCGAAAUAUUAACUCAGAGAUUACGCAGACUAAUUCAAAAAAUCUUUCAACGGCGAACUACGUUUAGUGUUUUGUACACGCUCAGUCGUGACACCGAGGCUAGAAGAUGAAUGACCUAGAAUGAUCAAUCCGACUGUCCUUGUGGAGUACGUUAUAUUGGUGGAAGUUCUAGGGAUCUACAUUUUUGUGCUCGCGAACACCUCCCAGCGUGGUUAAUCAAAGGUCUGGUGAAGAAAGUGAACAGCUCGAUACUGGCCCAUAUUGUGCAAACUGGUCAUAGUGACAGUAUAAACCAAUUCUUUUCAAUUAUUUAUUGGGUCAGUAGUUUUAUACCAAAGCUUGUCAAACUUUAAGUCCUUUAAAUGGCUAAAGCAGUAAACAUCCGGAUUAAGAAACCUGAACUAUGUGUACAACAGAAAAAUCCCCAAUCAUUUCUCUUACCUUGAUCAACCUCAGGACCAAUUCAUCAAUAAUAACCUUAGCUGUUGAAUGAUUUGAUUUGACUAUUGUACUUAAGACCUUUCAUAGUUAAAUGUAAUUGUCUCUGUUAUC